Messenger RNA from Notolabrus celidotus (New Zealand spotty), 4380 nucleotides. RefSeq lists its product as uncharacterized. Gene Ontology annotation, molecular function: single-stranded DNA binding; protein binding. Gene Ontology annotation, biological process: positive regulation of transcription by RNA polymerase II. Gene Ontology annotation, cellular component: nucleus. The record is from RefSeq and is a predicted model, not a curated record. Lineage: Eukaryota; Metazoa; Chordata; Actinopteri; Labriformes; Labridae.
AAUCCAGGAACAGCGAUUGAAAAAAAAAAAGCUCCACCAGUGGACUGUUUCAAGUUCCCCCCGGCUGAAACCCUGCCUGAUUUGUGGGCAAUGUUGGGGAUGUAGAAAAAAAGGAAACCGGAGCAAAGAGAGAGCGCAAGGGAGAAACAGGGAGACAACACUAACUGGGUAGCUAUGGAGAUAGUAGGUUUUCCUGGUAGCUUUCUUUGACAGGUGUCGAGUGGGAUAAAAUAAAGUAUCUGAACAGCCUCCAAGAUGUACGGCAAGGGUAAAGGAGCUGUGGUCCCCUCCGAUAGCCAAGCAAGAGAAAAAUUAGCGUUAUAUGUGUACGAGUACCUGCUACAUGUGGGAGCACAGAAGUCCGCACAGACCUUCCUGUCUGAGAUUCGAUGGGAGAAGAAUAUUACAUUAGGGGAGCCUCCUGGAUUCCUGCAUUCGUGGUGGUGUGUAUUCUGGGAUUUGUAUUGUGCGGCUCCAGACCGAAGGGAGACAUGCGAACACUCCAGCGAGGCCAAGGCCUUCCAUGACUACAGCGCAGCAGCGGCGCCCAGCCCUGUGAUGGGCAACAUGCCCCCCAACGACGCCAUGCCAGGUGGUCCCAUGCCCCCAGGCUUCUUCCAGGGUCCACCCGGCUCUCAGCAGUCCCCCCACGCACAGCCCCCCCCACACAACCCCAGCAACCCCAUGAUGGGACCCCAUGGCCAGCCAUUCAUGUCGCCACGGUAUCCAGGUGGACCGCGCCCCGCACUGCGAAUGCCAAAUCAGCCUCCGGGGGGAAUCCCUGGAUCUCAGCCUCUCCUGCCAAACAGUUUAGACCCGACAAGACCACAAGGACAUCCUAACAUGGGUGCGAUGAGGAUGAACCCCCCUCGAGGGAUGGCCAUGGGUCCACAGAAUUACGGAGGUAUGAGGCCUCCUCCUAACUCAAUGGGUGGCCCCAUGCCAGGAAUGAACAUGGGUCCUGGAGGAAGAGGGCCUUGGCCAGGACCUAACGCUAACUCUAUAGCCUACUCCUCCUCAUCUCCAGGAAACUAUGUGGGUCCUCCAGGCGGAGGAGGUCCACCAGGAACUCCCAUCAUGCCCAGCCCAGGUGAUGUCGACUAACUCCAGUGAAACAUUUACACAAUGAUGAACCCCAUCGGACCAGGAGGCAACAGACCCAACUUCCCUAUGGGACCAGGGCCUGACGGGCUGGGAGCUAUGGGAGCCAUGGAGCCACACCACAUGAACGGAUCAUUAGGGUCUGGGGAUAUGGACGGGUUGCCAAAGAGCUCCCCAAAUAACAUGGGGGGCAUGAACAACCCUCCUGGAACGCCGAGAGAUGACGGAGAAAUGGGCGGCAACUUCUUGAACCCAUUCCAAAGCGAAAGUUAUUCACCCAACAUGACGCUGAUGUGUGUGAUUUUAUUUUUUCCUCUUUUUUUUGUACUUUGUUUAUUCCCCCUCUUCUAUUUUGGAACCCCUGCACCUGUUUUUUUCUUCUUCAACUCAAUCCUUACUUCACCUUGGAUUGGACCGCCUCCCCCUCCUCUCACACACACAAAACACACACACACCUUCUGCCUCCAAAUCCUCCAAAUGGGAUCCGCUCUCCAACCUUCCCCCCUGCCCCCCUUCUCCCGUUUCCCUCCUUCUCACUCGGGACUCCACGGCCCAUGCGCAGCCUUCUGGGACGGCCCUUGAGCAUGCUGGGACUCUAAUUAAGACGGGUCCUCCGGAGCGUGCAAGAUGCCCGCCGCUCCUGAACAGGAAGCAGUCACAGAGGCAACAGGAAGGGCCUCCUCUCUGACUCCGGCCCCGGCCUCCCUGGCUUCCUGUCAGGUUCUAGACAAUGAGCGAGGGAUGGAGGACAAACACAGAGAGAGAGGUAGAGAGGAGACUGAUUACACAGCCCUCCACAGUGCUGGAUCUUUAGCAGCUGCCUGGAGCUUCUCCAUCACCACUCUGGAUUUUCAAACUGUAUCGUCUUUUUUUUUUCUUCUUUUUUUCGGUGCCGCUCUCCUGUCGGAUUCAGUGAGGGGUCCAACAAGUGGACCUGUUAACCCCUCCAUGUUGUUCUCUGUGUGUACAUUUUUAACAGAGGUGUUGUGUAUGGAUCAGUGAACUUUAAUUUUUUCUCCUUUAUUUUGUGUAUGUAUUGUAUCAUUGCUAUUUGUAUUAUUGUAUUAUUGUUAUUAAUGAAAUCGUUAUGAUCAUUUUAAGAUUAGGUUCUAAUUUGUGGUUGUUUCUAAGGGCACAUUGUAUUAUAUGAAGACAGCUUAUGUGCACACAAGACAGAAUAAUCACCAUGUGCGCACACUGCCCCCUGCAGGCCACCCAUCAUGGUACUGUUCGAUCGGCCUUUUAUCUUUUUACUUUUUUAAAACCAUCAAAGAUUUUCACAUCCUGCUCUUUUUAUCCAACCAGAAGAAGAGGUGGGCUCCUGUUUUUUUUUUAGUAGCUUCCAUGCAGUGAAAUGCACAGCUCUAUUUAUUGAUGUACUUUAAUUGGUCUCAGACUCAUGUUACUUUUUUUAAGUGUUAACCCAGUUUUUUUUCGUGAACUGCAGAACUAGUAGCAAGUGUGUAAAUAUGCAGAUCAAGACCGCAGUGUCUCCUCCUCCCAUAAUUAGACCCUGUUUUAACCCCACCUCAUGCUUCUUCAACGUCUCCAACUUACUUUAACUUUCACUCCAAACAGGUAGUUAGCCGAUGUUACCAUCUCUGCUGACUCUAACAAACACUUGGAUUCUCUUUGUUACCGAGAAGUCCUCGACACACUGUGAUGUAAUGUCUGUGCUUUCUGGGGAUUUCCUCCUUUCUUUUUUUCAUGAGUCAGACUUUCUCGUCGUACGUGCACCUGUCGCUCCAGGAAGGAAGGACUUCUGGCGAGUCGUUGCUCUGUUGACUGCAACAAACAGCCUCCCUCUCUGCGCAUCUUGAAGAAAACAAAACACCCUCCGUCCUUUUCCUUUUCUCACCUUUCAGACGGGCCAGCAUCCUCUCACACACCACACACAUCGCCUCUCUCAGAUUCUUUUUUUUUUUUUGUACAACCCUCCAUCUUUUUGGUUUUUAUUUUAUUUUUUGUAAAUACUGUAAAAUGCAUUUUGAUAUCAUUGACAUGUUUUGAUAUUUUCAAAUCACGACACACAGUUGAUCAGAAAAACAUGCUGAUUCGGGGCAACUGUGUGUAUUGUGCAGAGAUGGUGUGUCUUUUACUCAGAAAUGAUAUGAGUGAUGAGAAACGAAACUGGAGCUGCUAUAGACUUUAAUUGCUAUUUCUUCUCAUCACAGACUAACUAGGGUGGGGCUUUACUUUGCAUCAGAGAGGAUGAGGGGAGGAAGGGGUAUUCUGAAGUGUGCUUGAACGCCUCUAGCUAACUCACUGUCACUCACAUUUCCUUGAAAAAUUGUACAAAUUCUAUCAGAUUCUUGCCCAGGAGUCGCCCCUCCUCUGUCUGUUCUUGGUAAUUUUGAGCAAAGAUGGCGACACAGGCCUCAAAGUUGCUGAUUUUUCACUGUUUUUGACAGGGAUUUUUGCCAGAACAGAAUGAAAGAGGCCAGUUUUUUUUUAGGUAAACUUCCUUCUGCCUCCGACACAUUUCAGCUCCCCCCCUCUCGACACAAAGUGAAAGCAGGGCACACAGGACUCUGUCUCUCAAUCUGGACACACCAGGGACCAGAGAACAGACUUUACUAUGAAGGAUUAUUUUUGUAUCUAUUAAAAAUGGGGCGGGGAGAAAUGUUUUUGGGGAAAGUAAGAGAAAAAAUAAUGGACAGAUUUGUUCUUGUGCUAAAAAGAGGUAGAGAGUGCUGGAACAGGCGUUUCCUCCCCUUUACUUUGAACUUUGUAUAAAAUGCAGUCGAUCUCUCUAUCUUUAUGUCCUGUAAGUACAGCCGUCACAACGUUGAUCAUUUCUGUAUUUCUAUCGUGCUGAUGUAUAAUACUGUAACAUUCAGGGGGCAGGGGAGGGUAAAGAGGAAACUUUUUGAGGGGAGUAAAGAUUUUUUUUUUCUGUUCAUUUCCUCACUUUUCCUCUUGAUGGACAAAGCAGUAUUGAAUAUGAGGCAGUCUGUCCAUGGGGGUUUGCUUUGUAUCUCAUGUUAGGGUAGUUUCAGAUCCUAAAUGUCUCGUGUAGUAAAAAAAAAAACAGAAAAAAAAAAAAGAGGUUCCUUCUUCGUAUGUUUCUUUAUAUUGUAAAGUUCUUUAGACAAAAAAUUGUUGCUUAUUGGAAAAAAGGUGGGAAAACUGCAUGAUAAUAAAUGUAAUUUUUAUUUUAUUUUAUCUUUUUGUUUUGUUUCAAUUUUCAUCAAGGUGUCAGUCGUUUUUUGCCUGUGUCCCCCUUGUUGUAGAUACAUAUUAAAAACAAUAAAAUGACUUCACUCCUUUUGCCAUGAA